Molecule: messenger RNA, 5187 nt
Organism: Gasterosteus aculeatus aculeatus (three-spined stickleback)
Lineage: Eukaryota; Metazoa; Chordata; Actinopteri; Perciformes; Gasterosteidae
Product: E3 ubiquitin-protein ligase RNF19A
Biological process (GO): protein ubiquitination
Molecular function (GO): zinc ion binding; ubiquitin-protein transferase activity
Source: RefSeq, a predicted model, not a curated record
UACAUCCUUCCCACUUGACAACCGCAUCACUCGGGUAAUGCAUCUAGGCUGUCCGGUUAAGUUUUUUUGCAACAAAUGCAGAUCUUCUUGGGAGAUGGAGACACCAGCGUUGACGCAUAUUGUUAAUUAAAAGGACACCCGGUGGAUUGAAAGAACCCCACUGGGCUGCAUGGACGUCUCUGUGUGCAGUGGGCCAAUGGUUCGCGCAUUACAUCUGAACAUCUACGUGUUCUUCCCCGUGGGUCGCGCCAUGGACGGACCGCCACGCACUUCCAGGCCUCCCGCGCCGGCUUCCUGCCACUAUGUCUUAGCUAGCAGCAGCGCAGCCCCCUCCCCUGUCUACCCUUCUCUUUAAGCCCCCCCUCCUCUGGCGCUAUGAGCAUCCUGCACCAGCAGCAUCCUGGCAGCACCGGCUCGGAGCGAGACCUCCACUCCGCUGCCUCCUCCGUCAGCCUCCCCUCGGUCAGAAAGACCCCCAAGAAGCGCCGCCUGUCCCUCCACUCGCUCUUCAGCCGCCGGCGCCGGCCUGACCGGGACACCAAGCGCAAGACGCGGCCUCAGCAGGCCGGAGCCGGGGUGGACAGCGCGGUCAUCACAGAAAGUGUGCAGCCGGAGGCCGUGUUGGACAAAACCUCCGCCCACUGCGCACCGGUUGUGCCGUUGACUUUGUCGGCAUCUGGCUGCUCCUCCGCCGCCGCCGCCUCCUCCUCCUCCUCCUUCCAGUCGGAGCUGCUGGAGUGCCCGCUGUGCCUCCUCCGGCACGCGCGGGAACUCUUCCCGGACAUCAUGACCUGUCACCACCGCUCCUGCGCCGACUGCCUGCGGCAGUACCUGCGCAUCGAGAUCUCCGAGUCCCGCGUCAACAUCUGCUGCCCCGAGUGUGCCGAGCGGUUCAACCCCCACGACAUCCAGAUGAUCCUGGGCGACCGGGCCGUCAUGGAGAAGUACGAGGAGUUCAUGCUGAGGAGGUGGCUGGUGGGGGAACCCGACUGCCGCUGGUGCCCGGCGCCAGACUGUGGUUAUGCAGUGAUUGCGUUUGGCUGCGCCAGCUGCCCAAAGAUUACCUGUGGGCGUGAAGGCUGUGGGACAGAGUUCUGCUACCACUGCAAACAGCUGUGGCAUCCCAACCAGACGUGUGACACCGCACGGCAACAAAGGGCCCAAACCCUCCAGUUGAGAAGCUUCAGGUCCUCCUCCCUCAGCUACAGCCAAGAGAGUGGAGCUGCAGGUGACGACAUCAAGCCGUGCCCUCGUUGUGCCGCCUACAUCAUCAAGAUGAACGACGGGAGCUGUAAUCACAUGACCUGUGCCGUCUGCGGCUGUGAGUUUUGCUGGCUGUGUAUGAAGGAGAUCUCCGACCUCCACUAUUUAAGUCCUUCUGGCUGCACAUUCUGGGGGAAGAAGCCCUGGAGCAGAAAGAAGAAGAUCCUCUGGCAACUCGGCACGUUGGUGGGCGCACCGGUGGGCAUCGCCCUCAUAGCCGGCAUCGCCAUCCCCGCAAUGAUCAUCGGCAUCCCAGUCUAUGUGGGCAGAAAGAUCCAUAACCGCUACGAGGGCAAGGACAUCUCCAAACACAAGAGGAACUUGGUAAUAGCGGGCGGCGUGACGCUGUCUGUGAUCGUGUCGCCUGUAGUAGCUGCAGUCACUGUUGGGAUUGGCGUUCCCAUCAUGCUGGCAUACGUCUACGGCGUCGUCCCAAUCUCACUGUGCCGAAGCGGCGGCUGUGGAGUGUCUGCCGGCAACGGCAAAGGGGUCCGGAUAGAGUUCGAUGACGAAAACGAGAACAUAGGGAGCGGGGCGGCAGCCACAGACACAACCUCUGUGGCUGAGACUCGGCUCAACAAUCCCAGCCUCGGAGACGGGGCGAGUGUCGGAGGCCUGACAGGCCUGAGCCUCAGUGUCAGCGGGAGCCACAUGGAGCGCUGCGGCAUGAGCUCCACCCAGCGGGACAACAUGAGCGACAACGCCAGCACCACGGCCCUCGCCGGGACCAGCAUCACCGGCAGCCUCUCUGGCAGCUGCUACAACAGGAUGGAAGUGCAGGCUGAUGUGCAGAAGGAGCGCUGCAGUCUGAGCGGGGAGUCCGCCACCGUCAGUCUGGGGACAAUCAGUGACAACGCAAGCACAAAGGCCAUGGCGGGAUCCAUCCUGAAUGCCUACAUGCCCCUGGAAAGAGACAAUAGCCUGGAUGUCCAGACGGACGCGGAGUCACACCAGGAGAAGGUGAGGCACUGCAGCGCCAGCAGCAGCCUGGAUGAGACCAGCUGCAGCAGCAGCACCGCCGGCCUUAAAGACGCCAGCGGUGGCGCGUGCCCGUGCAGCACGCAGCACGACAGCCGCUGCUGCCCCUCGUCCCCCUGGUCCAAAGAGCCUUCAGCCUCAGGAAGCAAGAAGAGGAGAGGAAAGCUCUGGAAAAGAGGCGGCGGCAGCAAAGGAGACACAAAGACGAACGAGGCUCGAGGGGAUGUGGACGCUCAGCUCCUGGAGCGGCGCAGCACCAACUCCUCCGAGUUCGAUCUGCCGUCUCUGAGCGGCAGCCUGCCGUCGGUGGCCGACUCGCACUGUAGCCGCUUCUCGUCGGAGCUCAGCUGCUCCGACCCCGAAACCUCGAGGCCGCCCUGCUCCGCCCCGACGGACCCCCCCCACCACCACCACCACCACCAUCAUCCCGUUGUCUCCUUCGGCGACGUCGCCGUCGCGCCCAUGCCCGAGGUGGAGAACGACCGCCUGGAGCAAUGUCCACCUCAGAGUAGCCACGCAGCCUUCACGCGCCACCGCCUGCUGUCGCCGUCGUCGUCUCCCCCCGCUUCGCCGAAAGAGGGGCGCAGCGGGACCUUUCUGCACAUAACUGAGGAGAGCGCCGCCGUCGCGGCCAUGGACCCAGAGGAGGACGAGAGGAUAAAUGACGCCACCAAAAGCUCUGCCGCGCAGCCUGUAAGCCCGACCAGAAGCCGCAGUAUACAAACCGAAAUCUGAAGACGCCCUCCUGCUCUUCGGCUCAGUUCGCCUUAUCACAUCAUUCCACUGUUAAAUCGAAUGAUGUUUUUAUCUGCUGCGGGUGCAGGCAGGAAUAUUGUGUGAAUGUCAGUCAUUAGUUCCAGAGAGGGAGAGAGUUUGAGGGAUUUGUGAAUCUAGUAAACGGGAGCACAGUCGAAGCAGAUCAGAGGGUUUAUUAUCUUCACUGACCGAACAAGCUGCUCAUGUGUGAAGUGAAACGUGAGCCGGGGCGUCAAGGCCUUUCAGUGGGGGGAGCUGGAUGUAUGAGGCCGGGUUGUAAAGUAGGUUACAGGGUGACCUGCAUUGUCUGACCCGUCAAUGGGGUUCUGAAUACGAGCCUCAGGCAGAUUUGACCCUUUUCAAGUGAUGAAGCUGAAAAUGAAGUUUCAAUACUACGUAGAGCGGCGGUGUCAAAGCCCAAACCUGUCCUCCCUCUUAACAUCUGGAGAAACGUGUUCUGCGUGAACCGAACCGGGGAUGGAUACGUCAACACUGUGGUCCACCGCUGUGCCGCCGUCAUUCUGUGACUUCUUAAAAAAAUAAAAAUAAAGAGAAAGGAACAAGUCUUGAGAAAGGCCAGCGCUAAAGUGUUGUUGAGCCGGAGAGGGACCAGUCAGUGCAGCUGCAAAUUAUAUUUUCCCAUAAUCAUCUAUAAGAAAAUGUGUGUGUAUAUAUACAUCUAUAUAUUAAUGUUGCUUGUGUUUGAGAUGUGACUUAUGAUUCUUUCGUGCAUUAUCUUUGCUCAUUUCUGUUUUCCAUUUUGGGAAAGUUGAUUUUAAUGUUGAAGCCCUGUGUUGGGUCCAAGCCUUUUAAAUAUGAUUAGGUGACAGUUGUGUUUCAAAUAUAGUGGAUUUAAGACAGUUGCCGUCUUCACGAGCCUCUGUCUGCACUGGUAAAAUAGUAUUUUCCUCUAACCGUAACUGCAAUUUGUAGUACAUAAAAGUAUUUAGAGAGAUAUAUUAAAGAAAGGGAAUUUGAAUUAUUCCUUGUAAACAGAACUAAGUGAAGCCCAAUCUAUGAAUUUGAAAUUGUAGCAUUUCUUACACUUUUAUAGGGCUUGUAAAUAAUGUAUCUGCAAUAAGAAAAAUAAACCUAUAUAAUAAGAUAAAAUGUGUCCCGUCAAGGGCACACAUCAACUUACUAACUAUAGCAAACACACUUUCAUACAGAUAAAGGUGCAAUGGUGAACGCAUACAUCCAUCAGUGAGUUAACAUUCAUUUCUGAAUGUAUGAAUGAUGAUGAUAUGGUUUACAUUUUUGAUUCUCCCUCAGUAAUUUAAAAAUAUAAUUUUGGAUUCAAAGCUUUGGAUGUAUUUUCAUGUGUUUUAAAGUGGGUUUUUUCUCAAAUCCAUGCAAAUGAAUAAUACUAUUUUUUCUUUUUUCUGCACCCACAGUGCCUUUUGGGGAUAAAGAUCAUUUGUAUUUAUUUCUUCAUUCAGUCAGUCUUCAAAUAACAAUUUAAUUUAAUGCUUCAUCAAAUGCUUGAAACAUGAUACUAAAUACUGAUUGCCCCCUGAGCGCUCGUGCCAGCUGUCACACUAGUUUACGGUUUGAGGCUCUCUGGCAGACAUUUUGAGCCCUUUAUGAACUUUUCGUGAGUCGGCCUUGGUCGCUGACUUUGCUCAUUGGAAUUACCCACAAGUCAUUGCAGUGUGACGUUUAAAACGGGAUAACCGGUGAAAGCAUUAGAGACGUGGCAUCUUAUAAGGAAAGACAUGAACAUAAACACCCUCGAUUGUAUAUUUUAUUUUCGACGUUGUCAUGGUAACAUGUAACCGCAAAGCGCUCCCAUUCAUGUUUACACCACUUCAAGCCAUCAGACUCUUUAACACUGAACCACGUAGCCGGUGAUGCCAGUUAAGUCCCCGAGGGUUCAGGGUUUAGGGGGGGGACAUUGGGCCAAAGACUGCGCCGGCCGCUACGUUAAACCUAAAAUCUCAAUACUAUAACAUUCAUUACAGCCUAUCAGCGUAGCAGAGUUGUGGUGAACCUCAUGUGCCGCCAGCUGCGGGAUUCACCCUUCUGUUAAAGAUGCCCGCUGAGUCCCUGCGAGGUUUAUAUUAUCAUUUGAAGUAACUUGGUCAAAAAAAGGCCUGUGCUCUUUGAACAAUGAUAUAUUCCCUAAUUAUUUGCUUUAUUGUGUGCAUGUAAAUGCAUAUUCUGAAACAAUAAAAAAAAACUUUCAAUCAA